Messenger RNA from Erpetoichthys calabaricus (reedfish), 1338 nucleotides. It is a transcript of the gene siah1, whose product is annotated as siah E3 ubiquitin protein ligase 1. Gene Ontology annotation, biological process: multicellular organism development; proteasome-mediated ubiquitin-dependent protein catabolic process. The record is from RefSeq and is a predicted model, not a curated record. Bases 157 to 1005 code for a protein of 282 amino acids. Gene Ontology annotation, molecular function: ubiquitin protein ligase activity; zinc ion binding; ubiquitin conjugating enzyme binding. The transcript has 2 exons. NCBI's taxonomy places the organism in Eukaryota, Metazoa, Chordata, Cladistia, Polypteriformes, Polypteridae. Gene Ontology annotation, cellular component: cytoplasm.
CAUCCUGUGAGCAGCUGCCCUUAAUCGUUUGUCUGAAAGGUUCCCUGUGCGCGCGAGCGGGAGUGAGCCGGCGCGCGACCAGGUGGAUGAGGAGAAGAGCUGCCAAACAAAUCCAACAAUAGGCCGUCGACGGUGGGGACGCGUGUCCACGGAGAAAUGAAUCGCCAGACUGCCACAGCCCUCCCUUCGGGCACGUCAAAGUGUGCACCAUCUCAGAAAGUGCCUGCCCUCACUGGCACCACUGCUUGCAACAAUGACUUGGCCAGCUUAUUUGAAUGCCCCGUUUGUUUUGACUAUGUGCUUCCACCAAUUCUCCAGUGUCAGAGCGGCCACCUGGUUUGCAGCAACUGCCGCCCAAAACUCACAUGCUGCCCAACGUGUCGUGGUCCACUUGGCUCCAUUCGGAACUUGGCAAUGGAGAAGGUUGCAAAUUCUGUACUGUUUCCUUGCAAAUAUGCCUCAUCUGGUUGUGAGAUCACGUUGCCACACACUGAAAAAGCGGACCAUGAGGAGCUCUGUGAGUUCAGGCCCUACUCCUGCCCUUGUCCUGGCGCUUCAUGCAAAUGGCAGGGCUCCCUGGACGCUGUCAUGCCACAUUUGAUGCAUCAACACAAGUCCAUCACUACGCUUCAAGGUGAAGACAUAGUCUUCCUCGCCACAGACAUUAAUCUUCCAGGAGCAGUUGACUGGGUUAUGAUGCAGUCGUGCUUUGGAUUCCAUUUUAUGCUGGUUUUGGAGAAACAAGAGAAGUAUGAUGGUCACCAGCAGUUCUUUGCUAUUGUACAGCUCAUAGGAACACGUAAGCAGGCUGAAAACUUUGCCUAUCGGUUAGAGCUGAAUGGUCACCGUCGGCGCCUCACUUGGGAGGCAACUCCAAGGUCAAUCCAUGAGGGCAUUUCCACCGCAAUCAUGAACAGUGACUGCCUAGUCUUCGAUACAAGCAUUGCACAACUUUUUGCGGAGAAUGGCAAUUUGGGGAUCAAUGUGACCAUCUCCAUGUGCUGAAGGAGGUGCCCUUGUGGUCUGGCUUAACUCCAAGGUUUGACCUGCAUGUGGAAACUCGGAUGUAUAGAAACCACUGAAAACCUUUAGCUGCAACACAAUACUUGUACUAAUAUCUAGAGACAUUUAGGGAAAAAAAUGACCGCGUGUUUGUAGGAUUGUGUGACUGUCUGUCCUUUUUGAUGAGUGAAUGUCAGCAGUUCUGUUCCCCUACAUUCAGAUGUUCAUUUGUCACCACGUGCUGCUGUUUUUGUUCGUUUUUUUUGUAUUUUUCUGUCUGUUACUAUUUUUAUUUUUAUGUUUAUUUUCCAUUAAAUAAAUUUGACUGAAUCUUUA